Molecule: messenger RNA, 1545 nt
Organism: Henningerozyma blattae CBS 6284
Lineage: Eukaryota; Fungi; Ascomycota; Saccharomycetes; Saccharomycetales; Saccharomycetaceae
Gene: NOG2
Product: putative GTPase NOG2
Exons: 2
Coding region: 1-1545 (514 amino acids)
Cellular component (GO): nucleolus
Molecular function (GO): GTP binding
Source: RefSeq, a predicted model, not a curated record
AUGGGUAACGGUAAAAAGGAGAAACAAAGAAGAAUCCGUCAAGGUGAUACCAAAGAUGGUAACCUUAGGGUCAAAGGUGAAAAUUUCUAUCGUGAUACUAAAAGAGUCAAAUUCUUAAAUAUGUAUACUGAUGGUAAAGAAAUCAGAAAUAAAAAAGGUGAUUUGAUUCGUGCUGCUCCAUUGCAAAAUAAAGAUAUUCCAACUGCAAGAGUCCAACCAGAUCGUCGUUGGUUUGGUAAUACAAGAGUUAUCUCUCAGGAUGCAUUACAGCAUUUCAGAGGUGCUUUAGGUGAUGUUCAAAAGGAUACUUAUCAGGUUUUAUUGAGAAGAAAUAAAUUGCCAAUGUCUCUUCUUGAAGAAAAAGAUACUAGUGUAUCCCCAGUAUCCAGAAUCCUGGAUACCGAGACAUUUUCUCAAACGUUUGGUCCUAAAGCUCAACGUAAGAAACCAAGAGUAGCUGCUUCAAGUCUAGAAGAUUUAGUGAAAGCCACAGAAGAAGAUAACAAGGUAUUUGAAGAUAAACAAGAAUUAAGUACGACUCUAGGUUUGAUGUCUAAUCAAAGUGAUGAUAUGGAUGGUUGGUCACAAGCAGCAAAAGAACAUAUUUUCAGUAAAGGUCAAUCAAAACGUAUUUGGAAUGAAUUGUAUAAGGUUAUUGAUUCUUCUGAUGUCGUAAUUCAUGUUUUAGAUGCAAGAGAUCCUUUAGGUACGCGUUGUAAAUCUGUUGAAGAAUAUAUGAAAAAAGAAACGCCACACAAACACCUAAUAUAUGUUUUAAACAAAUGUGAUUUAGUUCCAACUUGGGUAGCAGCCGCUUGGGUUAAACAUUUAUCAAGUGAACGACCAACAUUAGCUUUCCAUGCAUCUAUUACCAACUCUUUUGGUAAAGGUUCAUUGAUUCAACUAUUACGUCAAUUUUCACAAUUACAUCCUGAAAGAAAACAAAUUUCAGUAGGUUUUAUUGGUUAUCCAAAUACUGGUAAAUCUUCGAUUAUUAAUACUUUAAGAAAGAAGAAAGUUUGUCAAGUAGCACCAAUUCCUGGUGAAACUAAGGUUUGGCAAUAUAUUACUUUGAUGAAGAGAAUAUUUUUAAUUGACUGUCCCGGUAUUGUGCCACCAUCAUCAAAGGAUACUGAAGAAGAUAUUUUAUUUAGAGGUGUUGUUAGAGUGGAGCAUGUUUCUCAUCCAGAACAAUAUAUUCCAGGUGUUUUAAGACGUUGUCAAAGAAAGCAUUUGGAAAGAACGUACGAAAUUUCAGGCUGGAAGGACUCUACUGAAUUCAUUGAAAUUUUAGCUAGGAAACAAGGUAGAUUACUGAAAGGUGGUGAGCCUGACGAAUCUGGUGUUUCUAAGCAGAUCUUGAAUGAUUUCAAUAGAGGUAAAAUUCCAUGGUUUGUACCUCCACCAGAAAAGGUUAAGGAUGAAGAUUCACAAGACAAAACAACACAGAAUAAAAAAAGAAGUGUUGCGGAAACUGAAACUGAAACUAGUGAAUCAAAAGAAAUACCCGUUGAAUCUGCUAAGAAGCAGAAAACACAUGCAUAA